This is a messenger RNA of Sinocyclocheilus anshuiensis, 4220 nucleotides long. Its product is annotated as E3 ubiquitin-protein ligase NEURL1-like. Lineage: Eukaryota; Metazoa; Chordata; Actinopteri; Cypriniformes; Cyprinidae. The record is from RefSeq and is a predicted model, not a curated record. Gene Ontology annotation, cellular component: plasma membrane; postsynaptic density. The coding region runs from base 604 to 2337 and encodes 577 amino acids. The transcript has 6 exons. Gene Ontology annotation, biological process: negative regulation of Notch signaling pathway. Gene Ontology annotation, molecular function: ubiquitin protein ligase activity.
UUUAAAGAUCUCCAAAUAGUCUUCGUAUAGAGAAGUUUUGAUUGGUUGGCUUCCCUAGUAUUUAAACGAAAGCAUCCAGUUGUAGCCAAAUUGCAUAGGUGAGUGGAUUAUAUACUUACGAGGAUACAUUAUGCUGAUGGUUGAGGCAGUAUAUUUGAUCUAAUCUAAAGUAGAAGCAGGCGCGACAGAUGCGCGUUAAAUCCCCGAUAACGGCGUGCGUCAAAAACUCACCAGAGCAGGAUAACAAAACAUAUAUCUGAGGGAAGAAAAGUUAGUAAAUCAAAUUGAGCUGACCUACUUAAAUUAUACGAUUUCGUUCAAUGCAAACCUCCCUCAGUGCCUUUUUUUUUUUUUUCUUUUUGCGUUUUCCCAAAGCGCAAACGCGCGUCUUCCCACCUGCAGCUUGAGCGCGUUUGGGCAGCUCAUGUUUUUCAAUGACAGUUCAUCGAGCAGAGAAAAACUUGUGGAUCUGUAGUCGGUUCACACCCGACUUGUCACGGACAUAAUAGCAACAACAGAUCAAGAGAGGCACGAUAAGGGAGAGUUAUUAGAGCCUGACGCUCGAAGUGCAACAUUUGGAGAUCAUCAGCAGCAGCAGCAGUCAUGGGCAACAGUGUGUCCGGGAUCAGAGCACUGCACAGGGGACAGCAGAACAGAUUUCAAAGACUUCCAAACUCACAUAAAGACUCUCUGGGUGGACCGUUCCCCUCAACAGCUCACCGAUGCCACCACAAACCCAAACGCUGUUUACCCUUGCAUCCGUGUGGAGGUAUCCCUGUGAGCCCCCUUCUCUUCCACCCCAAUGCAAAAGGCUCUCAGAUAGUCAUGGAUCUAGGACAAAGGAGCGUCAAACGGCAGGCCAGCUUCUGCAACGCCAUCACUUUCAGCAACCGACCCAUUGCUCUUUAUGAGCAGGUCCGCUUAAAGAUAACUAAAAAGCAGUGCUGCUGGAGUGGCGCUCUCCGCCUGGGCUUUACUUCUAAGGACCCAUCUCGAAUCAAUCCCGACAGCCUGCCAAAAUACGCCUGCCCUGACCUGGUAUCCCAGAGCGGCUUCUGGGCCAAGGCUCUGCCAGAAGAGUUUGCAAACGAAGGAAACCUAAUUUACUUCUGGGUGGAUAAGAAGGGGAGAGUAUUUUACCGCAUCAACGAUUCCAGCCCCAUGUUGUUCUUCAGUGGCGUUCGGACCACAGAGCCACUGUGGGCCCUCAUCGAUGUCUACGGUCUGACCAGAGGAGUGCAACUGCUGGACAGUGAAGUCGUCCCUCCAGACCUUCUCCGCCCACGAUCCUUCACCACAGUACGUGGAUCCACCUCGUUACGACGUGAAGCAGACACCUCCCGCCUGUCCGUCAGUCUUUGUGAUCUUAACCUGCAACAAGAUGAUGCCAGACUUCGGCUCCCUCCUGCCCCCGUCGCCUGUCCCAUUCCUCAAAAUUCCAUGAACUCCCAGCAGUCGUCACUGCUUCCUCACACCUUGGAAUGUGACCUACGUUUCCACCAGCUCCGAGGUGCCCACAUCAAAACCCUUAACGAACAGACCGUGGCCCGAUCCGAACACAACCGUGAAGAACGCACGCUGGUCUUCACAGAUCGCCCACUGCGAAUUGGCGAAACUAUCUUCAUCAAAGUCAUUAAGUCCAGCCCUACUCGAUCUGGGUCUCUCUCAUAUGGUGUGACGUCAUGUGACCCAGCAGUGCUUCGCCCUAGCGACCUCCCUUACAAUCCUGAGGCACUGGUGGACCGUAAGGAAUUCUGGGCGGUGUGCAGGGUGCCUACUGCUUUGCAGAGUGGCGAUAUCCUGGGUUUCCUGGUCACACAGGAAGGGGAAGUCAUUCUGAGUCAUAAUGGCAACAAUGUGGGUAUGCAGGUGUGUGUGGACAACUCACGACCACUCUGGAUGUUCUUUGGACUGCAUGGUGCUGUCACGCAGCUAAGGAUUCUAGGCUCCACUUUCUUGGGUGAUGCUCGUGACCCAUCCAGCCCUGGCUCGCCCUCUGCCUCGUCCCUCUCGCCCUCAGGCCUGUGCGGUGGAAGCCCAGAGCCCAGUCUCAAUGAACGUGGCUGUUCUGCUGCCUUCUGCAGCUCUACUGAAGGAACAACACCCAGCUCGCCCAUCAGUCUCCCCAAAUCUCCCACUUUCCCAUCUGUCUCAGGCUCAUGGCAGGAUGAGUGUUCUAUCUGCUAUGAAAACACAGUGGACACAGUCAUCUACGCCUGCGGACACAUGUGUCUCUGCUACACCUGUGGCCUCCGCCUAAAAAAAAUGGCCAACGCUAGCUGUCCUAUCUGUAGGAGAGCUAUCAAAGACAUUAUAAAGACCUACCGGAGCACUUAGGGGGGCCCCCUCACCCCCCAAACCCAAGUCUCAUAAGGGCCAUUAAGGAUCUCUAAUAGAUCUCUGUUUCAAGAGAGGGUUGGUGCCACAGUUCAGGGACUCGCUCUGGCACUGCAUGGGUCUCCUUUCCCAUGGCGAUGCCUUUUGAACCCUUGAACCUUCAAGGCUCAGGCAUCCAUUCACAAAGGUCUUUUGUAUUUCAUGCUCAAGUCUCUGUUGCUAUGGUAACCAGUGAUGUUGCUGCUUUUUAGAAGCUUCUGGCUUUUCAACUGACGUAAUACAAAAAUCAUAGACAGUAUCUCAUUGAAUUCAGGACAUUUCAGGUGACACAGGAGAUAAUAAUCAAGUUUGCACAUCUCCCAUUUCUUCUACCUUCUCCGUGAGCCAUAAUAGACUCUCAUUCAUAGCAUAGCUGCAUAUCCUUUAAAGCUGGAAUCAUAUUCAAUAGGGGGUGUUACAGUCUAUUAUUUUUUCCUUCUGCUGUCCUCUCUAGUCAGACCAGCUAAGGCACUUUCACGAUUGAAAUUCAUACAAAAACGUCUCAGAGUUUCACAAUUUUUGUCUGUGCUAGGCUGAGACAGAGGCAGAAAGACAGAUAUAAAGGUACAGUGCUUUUCAUACCUCACCAUUUCAUGCUAGUUGUGUAACCAACAGCUUGCCCAUAGUACAUGCUAUAAAGUGAGUUGAUCUGGAGGUCUUUGUGCAUUGAUGACUAUUUGAUCAUGUGUUUCGUAAUGUAAUAUGAAGCUUUGGUAGGUAGCAGGUGAAGUCAGCUAAUGAUCCGCUAUAAUUUUGCUUAUGCGUGCGUUCAACAAGCAGGACAUUGUGGUGGAAUUAAAGAGAUAUAAUUUGUUAAAACAAUACACAGGCAUGAUUAACCAAGGAGUCAUGUGGCUGAUACACAUAUAUUAAGUUAUAUAACAACUCAUUUAAAGAACAUUAAUAUUGGAUAUCUUAAUUGAUCCAACGGUGCUGGGAAAUGUAAUCGCCACAGAGAAGUGCGGUUAAAUAGAGCACCUCAUCUCACGACCCAAAAACAUGUUGGCCUAAUCAAACCUUGAUUUACUGUGAACUUGUUCUCGACUGUCGAUUGGAACACGCACACUCUGGGUUUUCUGCAAAAGCAAUUGCAAUGUUGCCAUGGAGAGCAAAAUCUAGGAAGAAGGAAAACAGCCUUGAGGCAUUAACCAAUGAAAGAGUCAUUUGUGGUGAGAGGAUAUUUGAUUUGCCCAGUUAAUCCAUAUUUCUCCCAGCCCCCCACUGCCAACAGUUUCUGUAGGCCAAAAGUGGUGUGUAUGGGGAUAAUAGUGAGCACAGACCACUGAUGAAAUAGCAAAUUGAUUAAAAUGGAAUAUGUUUGGGAAACAGGCCGGCUCAGUGUUCCUGCUGGCUUUGAGAAUGAAAAAAGCAGGGUCAAAAAGAUGAUCAAUUUCUUUUUGACUCACCCCCAAAGCCAAAUUCAUGUUAAAAGUAGCAUUUGACAGCAGACUUCUCUUUUGAAGCUUUACAACUGCAUCCAAACAGCUUCUCAAGGUAAUUUAAGGACAAUUAAGGUAUAGAAUGUCUUGCUGCUGUACCAUUGACCAUUGAAAGGUGAACUACAGUACAUCCCUUAUCUCGCUGAGAUUGAUGUUAAUCAGUGAAGAGUUAAUACAGUUUUAUAUUGUAGAGGUAAAAUGCAUAGAUGAAUGUCACAAAACCUGUCAAGAAUAUGCCAUAUUUCACCUCAAAAAUCUAAAGAAAGAAAUGGGAAAUUGCAUUUUGAUUUCAAGACAGUUAAAUAUUUAACAUUUGCAUUUACAGUAUUUACAACAAUUAAGCAAAUAUUCCCUCUUAAUUUACUUUUUUUUUUUUUUUUAUGUCCAUUGCGGUGCGUAGUAUGC